UAUUUAAAUUGUGGGUGAGGAGAGGCGUGAUCAGAGCCGUUGAAAUGGCAUUUAAGACGGUGACGCGUUUACUGAGAGUGAUAAGCAUCAGUUUCCGUGUUUGCGAGCCUUGUCUACUUUGUGUCCCCUCAUAAUCCUAACGUCUCUAAAAUGGCUGAUUGGGGUCCGGUGGUCAUCGCGGUGGUGCUGUUCGUGCUGCUCAGCCCGGGGCUCCUGUUUCAGAUACCGGCUAGAGGAAGGGUUGCUGAGUUCGGUAACAUGCAAACCAGCGGUGCUGCCAUUCUGGUUCACGCCGUCAUCUACUUUGGCCUCAUCACCAUCUUCCUCAUCGCCAUCGGCGUUCACAUCUACACUGGCUAGCUAUCUCCCCUCCAUCUCACUCUAUUUCGCGCAUCUCUUUCUCCCUGCUUUUUACUUUUCUAGAUUUACAUUCCCUUAGCAUCUACUCGUCUCUAAUUUCUGUAUCUGUAUGUGGGUUGGGAUAAGGAACGAGGAAGAUUAGGAUAAGGAUGAUGUUAUGUUCUGUUGUCUUGUCUUGUGUUUUAUGGAGAUAUCAAUCGUGAUCGGUGAUCCUUUUUUCUUUCUCA
This is a messenger RNA of Cajanus cajan (pigeon pea), 587 nucleotides long. Its product is annotated as DUF3339-domain containing protein. NCBI's taxonomy places the organism in Eukaryota, Viridiplantae, Streptophyta, Magnoliopsida, Fabales, Fabaceae. The record is from RefSeq and is a predicted model, not a curated record.